CACGAUGCCUGCCUCGAAAGACUCCCACUCAAAAUACUCCUCAAACCAUUCAUACUCUAAUAACGGCAUGACCCUAUCAGCAAAAGUCUACCACCCAGCGACCAACCUGAUGCCUUUGACACCCCCCCACUCCCCAACGGGCGUCGCCCCCUCCUUCAACUCCAAGACCACCCACUCCUGGAGCCGACAGAACAGCUACAACAACGGCAAGCAGUCCUGAUGAAGAAGAUUCAGCAGCUGGAGAAGAAACACGAUCGCCCACCAACUUGUCAAAGGGUGACAAAGACGGGGUCACCCAAGGAGCUGUUCUAGGUCCCUAUAUUUUUAAAAUAUGGGGGUCGACCAGGGUUCACAUCUAGGACCGUAUUUAUUUAAAAAUCGUAGGAUUAUAGAGAAUAAUAACAUAAUAAUAGUGAAUUUGAAUGCAUUUACAGUAGCGAAUUGAGUGAUCUCAACCAUUUCAGCGAAUUUUCAUUUAAUAUUAAAAUAGUCAUUUAAAUUUAUAUACAUUUUCAUGGAUAUGAGUUUAAUGCCCACCAUAAUGUAUUUGAAUUUCAUUUUAUUAACUUAUUUUUUAUACCGAAAUUGUGUCUUAUUAAUUGAUAAGUUGGUUGGUGGGAAUAAAAAAAAAAUUGUCAGUUUUAAUGACAUUAUUGUUUUGUAAGUCAAACAUGACA
Messenger RNA from Leguminivora glycinivorella, 677 nucleotides. RefSeq lists its product as uncharacterized. The record is from RefSeq and is a predicted model, not a curated record. Bases 5 to 220 code for a protein of 71 amino acids. The transcript is spliced from 2 exons. NCBI's taxonomy places the organism in Eukaryota, Metazoa, Arthropoda, Insecta, Lepidoptera, Tortricidae.